Molecule: messenger RNA, 1427 nt
Organism: Malania oleifera
Lineage: Eukaryota; Viridiplantae; Streptophyta; Magnoliopsida; Santalales; Ximeniaceae
Exons: 2
Coding region: 16-1059 (347 amino acids)
Molecular function (GO): nucleic acid binding; RNA-DNA hybrid ribonuclease activity
Source: RefSeq, a predicted model, not a curated record
UUGGCCAUUGGUUCGAUGGUGCCACCGUCAAUGUCCAAAAUGAUGUCGUUUUGCCUUCUAGUUUGCGUACUCUAUUCCAUAAGUAAGGAAAGUGGGAAACUGAUGUCCUCCUGCCCUCCCUCACUCCAGCCCAUCACACAAAUAGAGCUCGUAGUGGGCUUGAAGAUUUCAGAAGCAGAGCAAGGGUGUAAUUGUUUCGACAGCAUGGGAGCAUCAGAAAGCAGAGAUCAGAGCAGCAAUGGCACUGAUGACAGCAGAAGAAGAUCAGAUGAAAAUUCGUCGCAAAUCUCCACCACGUCCAUUGCAGUCGCCGGUGCUGUUGGGGCUGCAGUUGGUGCAGGCCUGCUCGCGUGGAACAGGUCCCGUGCUGCCUCCACCGAACCAGAAGACUCCCCUCAGAACAAAUCAUACCUAAUCUGGGGGUCAAACUCCAUGAUCCCAAACCCAAGAACAUCAUUGCAUUACGUUGAUGAUCAUGACGAUGAUGAUGGUGCUGAUCUUGGAGAUGAAGAUCGGUAUCAUCUCGAAGCAGCACAAAUACACAAGUGGGUGGCGCCUCCAAUUGGCGCGUGGAUGGUGAACACAGAUGGGUCGCAUAUCCAGGGCUCCCGUGGCGGGGCUGGAGGCAUAAUCAGGAACUACAAGGGACAGCCUAUUGCAGCGUUUGCGUGUGCUUUUGAGGAAGAAGAUGUGCUUGUCCACGAACUGCAGGCCAUCCUUCAUGGCAUCAAUUUGGCCCUGGAGAUUGGGGACCAGAAUCAGAUCAUAGUUGCCACGGACUGCAAAAGCGCCUACGAUGACAUAAACAUGCCGGAUCAGAUAGUAAAUCAAAAAAUCAAGAACCCAUUAGUCCGAGAACUGGUGAAACUUGUUAAAGUGGCCAUGAGGGGAUUUGAGCGCUGUACUCUAACCCAUGUUCACAGGAACUCAAACAAGGUGGCAGAUUAUUUUUCCCGUCUGUGCAGCGAGAUUGGAGAACAGAGGACACUGUAUCCAGGUGAGUUCACCGGUCCAGCUUGGAAGCUCAUUAAGGAAGAUGUCAAUGGCUUGAUUAAUUAAUAAUCAACAGUGCUAUUAUAUGCCCUUCUGUCUCAUCCAGCUUUGUUUUCUCUCUCUUUGGACUCUGUUUUUGUACAAGCGAAAUGCAUACGUUUGUCUCGUACACUAUGGGGAUGGUGAGAAGAGAUAUAUUUUACAUCCCCCGGUUGGGGGUUGUCUAUUGUCUAUCUAUGGUAGAAUCGGCCGGGGACCAUAAGAGGCCGUCGGUUACCAUUUAUUUAGCUCUGUUUUGUCUCUUGUGGACUCUGUUUUUGUACAUGCAACUGUUGGUUUGGGAGCCAAAUCUCUGUUGUGCUUUAUUUUGUUUUAAUAUAAGCUGUGUCCAUGUGUGUUUUAUGGUUACUAUAAAGUAAUAUCUUGUUCUGAAA